AACUUUGACACUUCCUCAAUAAAAUUUACUGCUCAACGUUUUCUUUUCUUUUUUUAGGACUGCUACAUUUUCCGUGCAUCUAAAUCGCAAUGCCUGUUUUAUGUGUCCGCAAUUGAAACAAGAGACGAGGCAAAUUUAUUUCUGAGUAAAUCGUUUAAAUUUUAUAGAAAUUUGUAAGUUUUUUUCUUUGUGGAUUCGUUAAACGAUGAAACGCCAAAACGGUAUGGAAAGAUUGCCAUCAGCCAUAGGAUCGACAGCGACUCCAUUGCCAUUGCAAGCAGCCGAUGAAUCAGGAUUCGGAAAAAUGGUAGGACCAGUUGGAGCAAUUGGUGGCCCUGUUGGCGGAGUGGCAUCGACCGUUUUAUAUGUAGAUGUUGUGAAGAAUAUGCCCAAACCGGAGGCAGUGGUUCCAGCACGUCCGACUGCACAGUCGUCUCCAGAGUUUAGCAUAUUCCAAGAGGAUUUCCCAGCCUUGCCAGGCACUGCCACUGUUGGCAACAGCGCAAGGAUUACGACGAACUCAUCGCAAGAGUCCAGUAUCGUUCCAGACAAUUGGACGGAUAUAAUUAGCAGCGAUGAUGAAGAUGCCAAUAAUCAUAUUGCGGCUAUUGACAAUAAUGACGAAACUGGCGACACUGAGAAUCAUGAUACUGACGAUAAUGAUAAUGACAAUGACGACGAAACCGACGACGAUGAAGACGACGACGACGAUGAUGAUGACGACGACGAUGAUGAUGAUGACGAUGAUGUGGAAGAUAUGGCUAGUGAUACGCCAGCUAGUGCAUCCACUGCAUCGCCUUUAUCAUCGGAAGAUAAUAAAUCGGUGACUAGUCUUGAAUCCAGUUCCGGUUCGAAUAUGAGUCUCAAACAAGUCACCUCGAACCCAAACACCAAUAUGGUAGUCAAUGAAGACCAGGAAAAGGAAAUAGCCGUGUCCGUAAUAACCAAUCAGAGCAACAAAAAUUCACCAGAAUCCACCCCACCGCCACCGCCUUCAUCACCGGCGAGCGCAAGUGAAGCCCUGCCCCAGUUGUAUGAUAUUUCGCCUCAUGUUGGACGACGUUAUGCCGUUAGUCAAAUCUUUGACAAGCAAUUCAUCAAUGUGGGCGUACGACAAAGAGCCCUCAAUGGCAUGGCUAAACGACCUUCGAUCGGAUCAUUUGCCACUUGUCCUGCCCCACCGGGAUUCGAAUCGGCAAAAAUGUAUGCACGUCUGCGUACCAAUGAUGAAGGUAUGCCUUUGGGCGGUGUUAAGCUGGAUAAGAUGCCGCCGCCACCACCACCUGACAGCGCAUCCUCAUCAUCAACCGACGCCUCCUCCUCGUCGGCAUCGUCUUCGGCCUUCUCCUCAUCGAUGUUGGAUAGUUUUGGCCUCUUGGGUCUGGCAACAACCCUGGGCUAUGCCAGUCAAAAUCCAAACAUGUUUGGGGAUGAUGCCUAUCGUCUGAAUAUCGAUAAGCAUUGCUGUGCCAGCUCAGCAUCAUCCUUUAACUUGCAUUCGGCUUUUGCUGGACCAUUGCUAGGUGGACGUUGUCCACCGCACGAAACAACAAACGAUGUGCCUAAUAAUUAUCGUUUUACCGAUCGCUUGACUCUGCAGCAGCCAAAAAUCCAUCAGAUGCAGGUUGAACUUCUAUUCUUCUUCUUCUAUACCUAUCCAGGCGAUAUGAUGCAAAUGUUGGCUGCCGCCGAAUUGGCGGAACGUAAUUGGCGUUAUCAUAAAUACGAAAGACUUUGGCUAAAACGUCAGCCGGAUAAUCCAAAUUAUAUAUAUCGUGGACAACAAGAAGCUGGCGAAUAUAACUAUUUCAAUAUGGUCCAAUGGAAGGUAUUGCCACGUCAUUUCAAUUUGGAUCCCGAACAUAUAGAACGUACCAUCACCAAGACAGAAUUAUUGGAACAAUAUGGCUAUCAUCCGCAAAUGAGUUUUUACUAAUUUGCCAUUCCACUAUGCCAAUCUUGAAUACCAGAUCGAUUGAAAACCAGACCAAAAAAAACAUUUCGUAUUGUAUACGAUAUAUUUUUUAUUGGUUUUUAGAAUGGCCAACCCAAAAAUAAUGCAAUGAACCAUCUCAAUAUUAUUUUUGGUUGCCAUCAAAUCGGUAGAAAGAUUGUUGCCAAAUUUCUUAUACAAGGGUUGGUCUCUCUUAUCUGUAAUUUUUAAAUAACAAAAAAAUUUAUAUAAAUUUGUUAUCUGGUAGGAGAAAUUAGCAUUUGCAAAAAUCAUAUGUUCUAUACAAUAUUUAAUAGGUGUAUAAUCAGAAAAAUAAUGUAUAACGAAAAACUAUGUACAAUGUAUAUGUAAUAUAUAUAAUAUGUACCUUCAAAAAUUCCAUUAAAAACAUGUACUUCAAUUGAAAAUCUCGAAAAA
Messenger RNA from Drosophila willistoni, 2371 nucleotides. Its product is annotated as histone-lysine N-methyltransferase SETD1B. Gene Ontology annotation, cellular component: CCR4-NOT core complex; P-body. NCBI's taxonomy places the organism in Eukaryota, Metazoa, Arthropoda, Insecta, Diptera, Drosophilidae. Gene Ontology annotation, biological process: nuclear-transcribed mRNA poly(A) tail shortening; regulation of stem cell population maintenance; regulation of DNA-templated transcription. The transcript is spliced from 2 exons. Bases 206 to 1936 code for a protein of 576 amino acids. The record is from RefSeq and is a predicted model, not a curated record.